AAGGGAAGGCGAGCAGAGGAGCAAAAGCAAAGGUGGAACCGGAGCCGAGAAGGCGUCGGCGCAAUCGGAGCGCGCGCGAUUGGUCGGGGCGUGUGGGGGCGGUGCGUCUUCAUCAACGAUGGAUUUGAUUGGUGGAGCGUGGAAAUGGCGGCUGUAGCGGAGUGGGCGGUCGAAAAGCAGCGGCGGCGUCGGGGCGCUUUCGAGAUCUUCAGAACUCGGUUGCAUCCUAGCGCCGCGCCUUGAGGUUUCACAUGUAACUCCGCCCUGCAUCGUAGCCCUCGGCUACUUGCUGCAGCACGGCUGGGAUGGAGAGCCUGAAUCUGGGGGACCGCGGAGCUGCCCCCGCAGUCUCCUCCAGUGAGCACCUAGUCGCAGACCCGCCGAGUGACCUCCGCAAGGAAGAUGGUGCUAUGGAAUUGGAAAGAGUGGGAGAAGAUGAGGAACAAAUGAUGAUGAAAAGAAGCAGUGAAUGUAAUCCCCUGCUACAAGAACCCAUCGCUUCUGCUCAGUUUGGUGGUACUGCAGGGAUGGUAUGCCAUAAGUCUGCCCCGUGUGGAUGGGAAAGAGUUGUGAAGCAAAGGUUAUUUGGUAAAACAGCAGGAAGAUUUGAUGUAUACUUUAUCAGCCCACAAGGACUGAAGUUCAGAUCCAAAAGUUCACUUGCUAAUUAUCUUCACAAAAAUGGAGAGACUUCUCUUAAGCCAGAAGAUUUUGAUUUUACUGUACUUUCUAAAAGGGGCAUCAAGUCAAGAUAUAAAGAAUGCAGCAUGGCAGCCCUGACAUCUAAUCCUCAAAACCAAAGUUCAAACUGGAACCUCAGGACGCGAAGCAAGUGCAAAGAGGAUGUGUUUAUGCCGCCAACAAGUAGUUCAGAGUUGCAGGAUAGCAGAAGACUCUCUAAGUUUACUUCCACUCAUUUGCUCUUGAAAGAAGAUGAGGAUGUUGAUGAUGUGCACUUCAGAAAGGUUAGAAAGCCCAAAGGAAAGGUGACAAUUUUGAAAGGAACCCCAAUGAAGAAAACUAGAAAAGGAUGCAGGAAGAACCAUUCAGGUGUUGCUCAAAGUGAUAGCAAAAGAGAAUCUGUGUGUAAUAAAACAGAUGCUGAAAGUGAGCCUGUUGCACAAGCAAGUCAGCUUGAUAGAACUUUCUGCAUUUCUGAUGCUGGAGCAUGUGGUGAGACCCUCAGUGUGACCAGCGAAGAAAAGAGCCUUGUAAAAGAAAGAUCAUUGAGUUCAAGAUCAAAUUUUUGUUUUGAACAAAAAACUUCUGGCAUUGUAAACAAACUACAUUCAGCCAAACACGCAGAACACAACAAGAAGUAUGAGGAUACCUUUUUAGAAUCUGAAGAAAUCGGAACAAAAGUAGAAGUUGGGGCGAGGAAGGAACAUUUGCAUAUUGACCUUUUAAAACAUGGCUCUGAAAUAGACAACUGCCCACCAACCAAGAAAGACUUUACUGGUGAGAAAAUAUUUCAAGAAGAUGCCAUCCCACGAACACAGAUAGAAAGAAGGAAAACAAGCCUGUAUUUUUCCAGCAAAUAUAACAAAGAAGCUCUUAGCCCCCCAAGACGUAAAGUCUUUAAGAAAUGGACACCUCCUCGGUCACCUUUUAAUCUUGUUCAAGAAACACUUUUUCACGAUCCAUGGAAGCUUCUCAUCGCUACUAUAUUCCUCAAUCGGACCUCAGGCAAAAUGGCAAUACCUGUGCUUUGGAAGUUUCUGGAGAAGUACCCUUCAGCAGAGGUAGCAAGAAACGCAGACUGGAGAGAUGUGUCAGAACUUCUUAAACCUCUUGGUCUCUACGAUCUUCGGGCAAAAACCAUUGUCAAGUUCUCAGAUGAAUAUCUGACAAAGCAGUGGAAGUAUCCGAUUGAACUCCAUGGGAUUGGUAAAUACGGCAACGACUCUUACCGAAUUUUUUGUGUCAAUGAGUGGAAGCAGGUGCACCCUGAAGACCACAAAUUAAAUAAAUAUCAUGACUGGCUUUGGGAAAAUCAUGAAAAAUUAAGUCUGUCUUAAACUCUGCAGUUUUCAAGCUCAUCUGUUAUACAUAGCAUUGCACUUCAAAAAAGCAUUAUUCAGUACAGCCAACCAUCUUUCCAGCCGUUUAGAUUUUAAUUAGCGCAACUAGAAGCCUAGUGUGUGUGCUUUCUUAAUGUGUGUGCCAUGGUGGAUCCUUGCUACUGAAUGCUUGAACAUGUUUUGAGAUUUUUUAAAAAAAUAAAUGAUUUGACAACAAUCUUAAAAA
Saimiri boliviensis boliviensis (Bolivian squirrel monkey) is the source of this 2247-nucleotide messenger RNA. NCBI's taxonomy places the organism in Eukaryota, Metazoa, Chordata, Mammalia, Primates, Cebidae. The record is from RefSeq and is a predicted model, not a curated record.